UCUGUCUUCAUAAACUGGAAUUCCAUCGCAUGCACUCUGACAAUUCAUCUGACAAGCGUCCAUAUGACAGACUUGACAUCAAAACAAAGCGGACUACAACGCAAACUAGGGCAGACGGGUGGGUGCAGCCCCACACGCAGGUGGGAUAUCAGGUGGGGUACUCCUGCUGGACCAGUGCAGGCAAGUUUCAUUUUUGCAUUUUUAACAAUACAUUUUCCAUCGUAUAAGCACAAAAACACAUCACAUUUCGAGCCGUAGACUGUGUCUCUGUGGCGCGCAUCAUCAUCUCAACCAAUCAAACCUGCAGCCUGCCAGCGAGGCAGGACAGCCCAUGCAACACACACUGCGCGAUAAACGUCCCCACUCGCCUGUUAUUCUUACCUACAGGUGUUAUGGUUGUCUACAUGAGCGGUUGAGAGGCUUGUAAAGACAGGCGGAGACGGUGAUCGAUCCUGGAGUGACUAAAGAAGGGUUUUCUGUCAAGUAUCUGUUUCAGUGUUUCACUCGGGGGCACAGCUUCAGAGCUGCGUUCAUCUGCACAGGGCUGAGGCUGUACAUGGAGCUCUCCGCGGACUCCGGAUGGAUGAUGUUACCUACGCCGGACUCGGACGUUUCUCACGCUGGCUUGGGGCAGGGCACUGGGUACAUGGAGCCAUCAUUACUGUCGCUGGAGGACGUGGAUGGAUUCCUCAGUCAUAUCGAUUAUCCAGGGCAUCCCUAUUUCCACACACAUUCACCUCAUCCUCAAGCACGAACAUCUUACAGCCAAGUUCCAGCUCGUUUGCACGGUGGUUCUAUGUGCCACCCUCACUUCCUGCACACGCAAGCUUACCCUUGGCUGGAGAGCAGUAAAUCGAGUUCUUCCGUGGUCCAGCAACCCAUCACCUGGUCACAGAGUGCUUUGGGAAAGCCUGCUGGAGGAACCUCGGUCGGGAUCUCGUCGGUAUAUCCAGGCUCGUGCGCUCAGGGCUCGGCCCCGUUGGCCACGCGCUGCAGCACUCAGUUCUACUACCUGUCCCCUACACCGCCAAGUUCCGCGGCUCCGGAGCCGGACGCCACCAUGUACUCGGCAGUUCUUCUCGAUGGGACGAAAAUGCAGACCACAGGUCCUCUCCGGAACUGUACGGCGCAUGAGGCGGCUCCUGUGUGUGCGUUUCCAGCGUUUGCGUUAGCAGGAGCGCGCGAGCACGCCGCCGGUAUGUUCUGCAGGAGCGGGGGAGACUUAACGGACAAAUCAAAGAGCAAAGGGCGCACUGGUUCGGAAGGACGUGAGUGUGUGAACUGUGGGGCUACCUCCACUCCCUUGUGGCGGCGAGAUGGCACAGGCCAUUAUUUGUGUAACGCAUGUGGACUUUACCACAAGAUGAAUGGCCAGAACCGACCACUCAUCAGACCCAAACGUCGACUGUCAGCAGCCAGGAGAGCAGGUACUUGCUGUGCAAACUGCCACACGAGCACCACCACACUGUGGAGACGUAAUGCCAAUGGAGAGCCUGUUUGCAAUGCUUGUGGGCUCUACUACAAACUGCAUAAUAUGAAUCGCCCGCUCACUAUGAAGAAGGAAGGCAUUCAGACUCGCAACAGAAAAAUGUCCACCAAAUCUAAACGAAGGAGAGGCGAGAGCUCUCAUCAUUUUCACUUUAGUAGAUUCAUGCAGGACAAACCACAUGCCUUUAACCACAUCGCCAAUAUUUCUCACCACGUUAACACGACUCCGCCAGUCGAGUUACAUCCAGCCUUCAGCCACACGCACCAUGCUAACUUGGUGACUGCCAUGAGCUGAGCACCAUGUGGAGGUCUUUUUGUGCACUAGUGAAAUCACAGAGACAUUUAUUUAAGUGUUUAAUGAAUAUACAGUUUUAGAGGGAUAUGUUUUUGUACAUUCACACAUUGAAGCUAGCUAACUAAAUGAGGUUGUUGAUUUAAAAAAAAAAAAAAAAAUUAUCAUUAGCUGACUGUGUAAUAAAGUGCACUUUAUACCAAAACCCAGUGAUAUAUUAUAGGGAGGUUUGUAAGAUCCAAGGGAUUUUCUAUGCAAACACUGCAUUUUGUGGAGGAUUCUUUUAGAAAUCUUUUGAAUUACCCAGUCACAACAUCUGAGUGUUGUAAAAGAGGUACAGAGGAAAACCUGGGGUUUCCAAAGCAUGUAAGUGGUGAAUACUGAAACAGUGGGAUUUUACAAUCCACUAAAACUUUAUGAAUGGACUUUGUGUGUGUGUGUCUGAUAAAACUGUGAAUGUUGAACACUGCAAAAAAAUAAAUAAAUAAAUAAAUAAAUAAAAAAUAAAAGAAAAAAAGAAAAAGAAGAAGAAGAAGAAAAAAGUGUUGGGUUAUUUGGUUCCUAAUUCUGCCCAGUUCCACUUCCACCCUUUUUCCUUUAAUGAAUUCCAUUCACAAAAAGGGGCAGCAAAACCCUUUACUAAAUUUUCUAGAAACAACAUAUUUAGCAGCGUCCCAGGAACUGGAUCUCUCUGUUCCUCUCCCAAUACCUUUAGUGAAGUUGAAGUGUUUGUAUAUUGUAUGCAUUUCAGUAAAUAAAGUGCUAUUUAUCUGAAUAGAGAAAUGUCAAUUACAGUGAUUUUGAUUUAGAAUUUUGGUGAUAUACAGUAGUGUUAAUUUCAUUCACGAAAACUAUGAAAACUAUAUAAGUGUUCGCCAACGACCUUUUUUCCAUGACUAAGAUGAGACGAUGACGAGACAAGACCGACGUCAGUAAACACUAACUGUGACUAUAUCAACAUGCAAUA
Messenger RNA from Ictalurus furcatus (blue catfish), 2747 nucleotides. RefSeq names its product GATA binding protein 2b (gene gata2b). The coding region runs from base 557 to 1783 and encodes 408 amino acids. The transcript is spliced from 5 exons. The record is from RefSeq and is a predicted model, not a curated record. Gene Ontology annotation, biological process: negative regulation of transcription by RNA polymerase II; positive regulation of transcription by RNA polymerase II; cell fate commitment. Gene Ontology annotation, molecular function: DNA-binding transcription factor activity, RNA polymerase II-specific; zinc ion binding; RNA polymerase II cis-regulatory region sequence-specific DNA binding. Gene Ontology annotation, cellular component: nucleus. Lineage: Eukaryota; Metazoa; Chordata; Actinopteri; Siluriformes; Ictaluridae.